CGCGCGUGCGCGUUGGCCCGGCCGCGCAGGGCCGCGCACAUGGCGGCGCUGGGCGAGGUGCGGGCGGCGGAGCGGCGGCUGGGCGGGCGGCUGCACCGCACGCCGCUGCUCACCAGCCGGGGCCUGGAUGGCCUGGCCGGCCGGAGGCUGCUCUUCAAGUGCGAGCUCUUCCAGAGGACCGGCUCCUUCAAGAUCCGUGGCGCCCUCAAUGCGGUCAGGAGCCUGGUCGAGGAAAGCCAGCAGACUGGAAAGGGGCUGCCCCGGGCUGUCGUGACGCACAGCAGUGGAAAUCACGGCCAGGCGCUCGCUUGUGCAGCUCAGGAAGAAGGGAUUCCUGCCUACGUCGUGGUGCCCCGGACAGCCCCGCGCUGUAAGCAAGAUGCCAUCCGUGCCUACGGUGCCACGCUGGUGCCCUGUGAGCCCAGUGACAAGUCCAGAGCCGAGACAGCAGCUCGCAUAGUCCAGGAGACAGGAGGAGUCAUGGUGCACCCCAACCAGGAGCCGGCGGUGAUCGCGGGGCAAGGCACCAUCGCCCUGGAGGUCCUGGAGCAGGCACCCGAGGUAAACGCAGUGGUGGUUCCCGUCGGAGGAGGAGGAAUGAUUGCAGGAAUAGCAGUUGCCGUCAAGGCUUUGAGACCAGACGUGAAAGUGUUCGCUGCCGAGCCGUGCAAUGCAGACGACUGUUACCAGUCCAAGGUAAGAGGGGAACUGACCCCCAACCUUCACCCGCCGGACACCAUCGCAGACGCAGUUAAAACCAGCAUCGGACCAAACACGUGGCCCAUCAUCAGGGAUUUGGUUGAUGACGUCCUGACAGUCUCGGAGGAAGAAAUCAAGCGAGCAACGCGGCUGGUGUGGGAAAGGAUGAAGCUGCUGAUCGAGCCAACAGCGGGUGUGGGAGUGGCGGCCGUGCUCUCGGAGCGGUUCCAGGCAGUCCCCCGGGACGUGGAGAACGUUUGCAUCGUGCUGUGCGGGGGAAACGUGGACCUGAGCUCCCUGACCUGGCUCACAGACCUCCCUGGGAAAGCAGAAUGAGAACGGAGCCACGUCUCAAGUGGCGGAAACCUCACUCUGAAUUUUUACAGUCUGGUUUGUGCGCUACUAAAAACAGAUAA
This is a messenger RNA of Chroicocephalus ridibundus (black-headed gull), 1115 nucleotides long. RefSeq names its product serine racemase (gene SRR). Lineage: Eukaryota; Metazoa; Chordata; Aves; Charadriiformes; Laridae. The record is from RefSeq and is a predicted model, not a curated record. Gene Ontology annotation, biological process: D-serine biosynthetic process. Gene Ontology annotation, molecular function: L-serine ammonia-lyase activity; serine racemase activity; pyridoxal phosphate binding. Bases 40 to 1035 code for a protein of 331 amino acids. The transcript has 7 exons.